This is a messenger RNA of Ochotona curzoniae (black-lipped pika), 2524 nucleotides long. It is a transcript of the gene NPFF, whose product is annotated as neuropeptide FF-amide peptide precursor. Gene Ontology annotation, cellular component: perikaryon; dendrite; axon terminus. NCBI's taxonomy places the organism in Eukaryota, Metazoa, Chordata, Mammalia, Lagomorpha, Ochotonidae. The record is from RefSeq and is a predicted model, not a curated record. Gene Ontology annotation, biological process: excitatory postsynaptic potential. Gene Ontology annotation, molecular function: G protein-coupled receptor binding; neuropeptide hormone activity.
CUUAUAGCCAAUAGGCUACCACACCAGGCCCAACUGCUUUGUUUUACUGGCUCCGAGGAACUGAGGUUGAGAUAAGUCAGUCAAGUGCAACAUACAGGAUUAAAAACAGUUCUGUCUGACCCAGAACCACCCCUUGUUACCACAGGGAUGCCCACGUGACGUGGAGGCCACUUCCCCCACCAACAAACUGUCACCCACAGACUUGAUGCUUCCCUGAAAGCAGUAGCAGCCACAAUACAGGAUGACGUCUGUUGGGACUGGGACCAAACAUGGGACAGAGCUUAGGAAAGGUGCAAGCUGCCUACAGCUGCACACUGUAUGUGGACAUCCAGAUCAAAACCUACAGAGAUCUCCACAUCUAGUUGGUUCCUAGACGCUUUGCUUUAAAGGAGGGGAGGGGAGCAAUAAACUCCAUCUUCAGACUUGAGAAGGGCUUUUUUAUAUGUGAAAGAGAUAAAAGACUUAACGGACCAAGAGUCCUGACAGAAGCCACGAGGAUAUGGAAGGUGCAGCUGCUGAAGACAGGCUCCAGAGCUGGUGAGUUCCCCAGACCUGGGCUGUGCAGCUGGCAGUCACUCAGCCCUGUCCAAUGCCGAAUGAGUUAUGUCAUCCCAGGAGACACUCACCCUGCAGAGUCAUCCUCUGUAAUGUCCCCAUGUCUUGGGAGAGGAAACACUUAAAUACAGAGACAUGGAGAGCUGGUCUGUAGCUGGGUUGAAGGCUUUCUCUCCGUCGCAGUGCCCAUCCGUUGUGGGCACCAGGGUUAGAAGGAAGCUGGGAAACUACUGUUCUUAACACAGGGUUGUCUUUAUUUGAUAUUUAACUUAAUGAGAGGCAGAGAGAAAGACACACACAGACCAAGGUGCCAACUACUGGUUCACUCCUCCAAAUGCAAACAAAGCUGGCAUGAGCCAGGCCAAAGCCAGAAGCCAGAGGCUCAACCCAGGCCUUCACAUGGGUGGCAGGGAUCCAAGGACUUCGGCCACCACCUGCUCCCUUCCAGAGUGCACGCUAGUAAGAAGCUGGAAUUAGGAGUGAAACCAGGGAUCAAACUCAGACCCCCUGAUACAGGACUUGGGUGGGCAUCUCCACUGCUCAGCCAAAUGUUUACCCUGCAGUAAGUCACCUCCCUAUUCCAAAAUGCAUGAGCCAGGGCCAGGGGAAGGCAGUAGUGACCGCAGGCAGGUGGGACAGGAGGGUGGUGCAGCCCUGUAGUGUCACAUUUGUGCGUUGGGACUUUUCCACACUGCCUCACCAAAGAGCUCUAGCCCAGGAAAGAAACCAGACAGGUGCCUGGCAGUACAGAGCAAUGGCCACAAGAUGGCAGCAGCGCCGUAGCUGUGGAGGGUGGCUGCAUGGCAGCGCCAUGAGCACAGUGGGUCUGAAGUCACCCCUUACUCCCUCCUACAGGCAGAUCUCAGGAUGGGGACGCUGCUGUUUGAACCUUCCAAGCAGGGAGGGAAGAGGCCCUAGUGAGGCCCAUUGCCCACCUGUCCCCUGGCCAACCCUGACCUGAAUUCUGCUCUUGCCCCAGGUCGUAGCAACCAGCCCCUCCUUGCCUGUGCUUUCUGGUUCCAGUCAGGAAGAGAAGAGAGGUGAUAAAUUGACAUUCUCCCACCUGUUGAGGGAUUGGGGGUUCUUACGAGGCCCCCCAGGGCCUGGCUGUGACAGAGUGUCUGCAAUUCAUGAUGUGUCUUGAGCUCUUGAGACAGGAUUUAUGCAUCUAAUAAAGUCUGCAACUCCAGGCUUAGGGGCUGGGGGUGGGAGCUGAGAGCAGGAAGUCCCUCCAGAGGCCCUGAGAGGGGUGUCCCAGGUGACUCUUAAUGGAACCCUGCAUUUCCAUUCCCUGUCUACAGACAGCCCCUCAGGCUACUGCUGAGGGUGGGGGACAGGGGGACAGCAGGUAUAAGAAGCGGUGGGAUGAAGCCCUGCCGAGGCAGUGGGUGGCAUGGAUUCCAAGCGAGCAGCCAUGGUCAUGCUGCUGCUGCUGCUGCUGAGCGGCUGGGGCCACAGCGAAGGACCAAGGGACUGGGACGGAGACGAGCUCCUUGUGGUAAGCCGGCCCUGGCCCCAUGUCACCAUCCUCCCCAGCCUUGGCCGAGCCUUCUGCCCUAGCUUCAGACAUACUCUGGCUACUUGGGGGGGUCUUUGCUGUGUCCUCACAGAUAAGAAAACGGGUCCUCGGCUCCCUGUGUCACGCCUAGAUGCUAUCCCCUCCCCAGUCACUGGAGCCCUGGGUGGUUGUGCAGCUCACUCCCUUCCCACUCCGUACCCCUCUGCCCAGGAAGAAGACAGUGGGGCUCGGCCAGUGCAGGACGCCCAGAGCACCAGGUCACUCCUGCGCUCCCUGCUGGGGGCCAUGGAGAGACAGGGCCGGAGCCCAGCCUUCCAGUUCCAGCCCCAGAGGUUUGGCAGAAACGCCGGGGGACCAUGGAACAACCAACGGCUGCGUCCCCGGGGGGGCCAGGGGCCAGGUUCCCAGUUCUGGAGCCUGGCCACGCCCCAGCGCUUUGGGAAGAAAUAA